AUGCUAACGAUUGAACGGUCCCUCCUGUUUGACUUUGGCGCCGUUAGGUUUGUCGACACAGGAGGCACGACGCUUCUUAUUGCAAAAAGCGACCCCGCCCUCGCACGGCUGGGCACCGUUCAGUUUGGUCGCCAUACGAUCGACUCGUGGUACUCGAGCCCCUUUCCACAGGAGUACGCCAAACGGGAGGUGCUCCGGAUGUGUGAGUUUUGCCUGAAGUACAUGAAAACCAGCCGGGAGCUGGAGCGCCACCAGGCCAAGUGUGACCACAGGCACCCACCGGGGCAGGAGAUCUAUCGCGACGGAACCAUUUCGGUGUUUGAGGUGGACGGCACCGAGCAGAAGCUGUACUGUCAGAGCUUGUGCCUUUUGGCGCGGCUGUUUCUCGAGGACAAGAUAGUGUUCUUCGCCGUGGAACCGUUCCUUUUCUACGUGAUGACCAAGCAGGACAGCCAGGGGCAGCAUGUGGUUGGGUUUUUCUCGAAGAAAAAAGACCAAACCGAACAGAACGUUUCGUGCAUUCUGACGCUGCCACCACACCAGCGCCGGGGUUAUGGGCGGUUUCUGAUCGCGUUCAGCUAUCUGCUGAGCCGCGUGGAACGGAAACCGGGAACACCGGAGAAACCACUGUCGGCCUUGGGUCACCGGUCGUACAGGGAGUACUGGUGUUCGACCGUCCUGUCCUAUCUGUGGCUACAUCGUUCGGAGCCGUUGUCGGUGGCAGAAAUCUCACGGGAAACGGGCCUCAUCCCGGUGGACAUCGUGUACGCACUUUGGCAGCUCGGUUUUAUUCGAUAUCGCCACAUGAUGGUCGAUUCGAGGCGUGUUCGUGUUCCGUUCCUGUGCAUCGACUGGCAGCUCGUCGAGUGUCACCAUCAUGAGCGGAUGAGGCAAAGGACGAAAAGAGUAGAGGUGCACGAAGCGUGCCUACGCUGGGUACCGAAUGGGCAUGAGUUUAGUGCGACCAUUUGGAAUCUGUUGACAGCUGGAUGUCAGGUAGAAAAUGAUACGGCGAAUGAGCGAGGCGGAAAUGCAGCUUCACCAGUGGCUGCCGAGGGAAAAGGUAAAGCCACGAGCACCGAGCAUGGGAAAACGCUCGCUUCACGCAGCGACAGUGUAACGGCAACAUCCGGGGACGACCAGAUCACCGCAGAAGAGACCACGGCAGACCAGGAAGACGCGAGGCAACCAGAAUGCCGUACACCGCACCGGCUAGCAUUAAACAGCAACAGCAGCAUCAGUAGCAGCAUUCCGGGACCCUUCUCGGACGAAGAAAUUUCCCUCGACAGUGUAGAAGCCUUCAAAGGGACACCGAAGAGCGAGCUACAUCGAGGCGUAUCACCAGAGAAACCACCAUUCAGCUUUACGCCCAUUGCUCCGUUCCGUCGUGCGGAUGGUGCCGUCGAUCGCCUGGUAGCAGUGGCCGGCAGUGAACAACCGAUCGUUUCAGGCGAUCCAGUUCCCCUCGAACAACCUGCAACACCAACAACGACCAAGUGUUGGAAACGGCGCUUAAAUGGAACUCCUUUGAGCAGCUUGAAGCGAUCGUUGGUAGGCGAUCGAAGGAAACCGAUCGUGAGGCAGCUACUACCCGAUAUCGCUCUCCGAAAGCGACCGAAGCUGGACGCCGAUGCCGAUGCCGAUGCCGAGAGUGAUUCGAUGGAUGAUUUGGCCGCGAACAACUGCUGUUGGAGCACACUCGCAUCGGAUGCACGCCACAGAACGGAACCGUUUCUACCGCAGAGCCUGUAG
Molecule: messenger RNA, 1752 nt
Organism: Anopheles aquasalis
Lineage: Eukaryota; Metazoa; Arthropoda; Insecta; Diptera; Culicidae
Product: histone acetyltransferase KAT6B-like
Biological process (GO): regulation of transcription by RNA polymerase II
Cellular component (GO): nucleus; chromatin; MOZ/MORF histone acetyltransferase complex
Molecular function (GO): transcription coregulator activity; histone H3 acetyltransferase activity; chromatin binding
Source: RefSeq, a predicted model, not a curated record